Messenger RNA from Pteronotus mesoamericanus, 3359 nucleotides. It is a transcript of the gene PDE7A, whose product is annotated as phosphodiesterase 7A. Bases 362 to 1813 code for a protein of 483 amino acids. The record is from RefSeq and is a predicted model, not a curated record. Gene Ontology annotation, molecular function: 3',5'-cyclic-AMP phosphodiesterase activity. Lineage: Eukaryota; Metazoa; Chordata; Mammalia; Chiroptera; Mormoopidae. The transcript has 13 exons.
AUCCCGGCGCACCCUGGUCUCGACGCUGGCUCCAGCUCUUUCUUCUUGCAACGCUCCUGCUCUGCUCCUCCCGGCAUUAGAGCCCUGGGGCAGCGGGGUUACCUUUCCGACUUUGCCGGUGCUGCCCCCGCUGGCACCCCGGAGCCGGGCGUACGCGGGUCCUGGUAACUGUCGCCGCUGCCGCCUCAGCGCCUUCCCGCCGGCGGCUCGGGCGCAGUGUUCUGGUGGCGGAGGCGUGAGCGCGAAUUCCCGGCCCGGGGUCGGCACCCGCCAGCCCUGCCCCCGCCUCGGCCCGGUGCCCCGCAGCCGCGGCCCCUUCCCAGCGCAGGGGCCAGCGGCCGGGGCAGGGCGGGCAUAUUCAAUGGAAGUAUGUUACCAGCUGCCGGUGCUGCCCCUGGACAGGCCGGUCCCCCAGCACGUCCUCAGCCGCCGAGGAGCCAUCAGCUUCAGCUCCAGCUCCGCGCUCUUCGGCUGCCCCAAUCCCCGGCAGCUCUCACAGAGACGUGGAGCUAUUUCCUAUGACAGUUCUGAUCAGACUGCAUUGUAUAUUCGUAUGCUAGGAGAUGUACGUGUAAGGAGUCGAGCAGGAUUUGAAUCAGAAAGAAGAGGUUCUCAUCCGUAUAUUGAUUUUCGUAUUUUUCAUGCUCCGUCUGAAGUUGAAGUUUCUGUGUCUGCGAGGAAUAUCAGAAGGUUACUAAGUUUCCAGCGAUAUCUUAGAUCCUCGCGCUUCUUUCGUGGUACUACUGUUUCAAAUUCUCUAAACAUUUUAGAUGAUGAUUAUAAUGGACAAGCCAAGUGUAUGCUGGGAAAAGUUGGAAAUUGGAAUUUUGAUAUCUUUCUAUUUGAUAGACUAACAAAUGGAAAUAGUCUAGUAAGCUUAACCUUUCAUUUAUUUAAUCUUCAUGGAUUAAUUGAGUACUUCCAUUUAGAUAUGAUGAAACUUCGUAGAUUUUUAGUUAUGAUUCAAGAAGAUUACCACAGUCAGAACCCGUACCACAACGCAGUGCACGCUGCAGACGUCACUCAGGCCAUGCACUGUUACCUAAAAGAACCUAAGCUUGCCAACUCUGUAACUCCUUGGGAUAUCUUGCUGAGCUUAAUUGCAGCUGCCACUCAUGAUCUGGAUCAUCCAGGUGUUAAUCAACCUUUCCUUAUUAAAACUAACCAUUACUUGGCAACUUUAUACAAGAAUACCUCAGUACUGGAAAAUCACCACUGGAGAUCUGCAGUGGGAUUAUUGAGAGAAUCCGGUUUAUUCUCACACAUGCCAUUAGAAAGCAGGAAACAAAUGGAGACUCAGAUAGGUGCUUUGAUACUAGCCACAGACAUCAGUCGCCAAAAUGAGUAUCUGUCAUUGUUUAGGUCCCAUUUGGAUAGAGGUGACUUAUGCCUUGAAGAUGCCAGACAUAGGCAUUUGGUUUUACAGAUGGCUUUGAAAUGUGCUGAUAUUUGUAACCCAUGUCGGACGUGGGAAUUAAGCAAGCAGUGGAGUGAAAAAGUAACAGAGGAAUUCUUCCAUCAAGGAGAUAUAGAAAAGAAGUAUCAGUUGGGUGUGAGUCCAUUUUGUGAUCGUCAAACUGAAUCUAUUGCCAACAUCCAGAUAGGUUUUAUGACUUAUCUAGUGGAGCCUCUAUUCACGGAAUGGGCCAGGUUUUCCAAUACUAGGCUCUCCCAGACAAUGCUCGGACACGUGGGGCUGAAUAAAGCCAGUUGGAAGGGACUGCAGAGAGAACAGUCCAGCAGUGAGGACACCGAAGCUCCGUUUGAGGAGUUGAACUCACAGUUAUUACCUCAGGAAAACCGGCUCUCCUAGCUCCAGAAUCAGUGGACAGACUGCCUCUGGGAGGCUGCUGGACAUGUGAAAUUGGGGCUGGAGGUGAGAGAACUUACUCCUGACCGCCAAGGUUUCCAGUGAGUGAUGCCAGCAUUAUUUACGCCCAGGAUUUCCUCUGUCGGAUUAUUUGAACCCCCUUUUUAAUUACAAGACCUGAACAUACAGCAAUAUGGAUUGGGCUCUCACGGGAAACCUUGAAUCUGCAAAGCCCAGCAGGAGCAAAUCUGGCAGGAGUGACAAAGGAAGCUGUGGGGAGUGCCACGUGCUUCCCAAAGCAUUUAUUCUUCGAACAGUGAAACUUGAACUGAAUCUUUCAGCAGAAAUCUCUUGGAAUUUAACCAGUCCGAUGCAACAUUGUGUAUCUGUACCUUCCACUAGGUUCUCACUGAGAAAUUGGGAAUGUGAAGCGCCCCGCCUCUGCUGCCUCCGGCAAGACUCGAUGUUUACAAAUCAGCUCUGAAAUACUGGUUCUAAAUUUGCCUUGGAGCACAAUUGUGAAGGAACCACUAAGAAUUUCAUAGAUCAAACUUUAAACUGCAGCUCCUUCCCCCGGUUUGCCUUUUUUCUUCUUUGGAUGCCACCAAAGCCUCCCAUUUGCUAUAGUUUUACUUUGUGCACUGGAAACUGUGCAUUAUCAUAGAGUACCGCCAAGCUUUCCCUCCAGUGCUGUUUGGCAGUGCAAUUUUUUUUAACUCUUAGUUUUUAAUUUGGGGCGGGAGGGAAAGAACACCAAUGUCCUAGCUGUAUUAUGAUUCUGCAGUGAAGACAUUGCAUGUUGUUUUCACUACUGUACACUUGACCUGCACAUGCAAGAAAAGGUGGAAUGUUUAAAACACCAUAAUCAGCUCAGGGUAUUUGCCAAUCUGAAAUAAAGUGGGAUGGGGAAGUGUGUCCUUCAGAGCAAGGGUACUAAGUCCCUUUCGCUGCAGUGAGUGAGAGGUAUGUUGUGUGUGAGUGGCCGGAUGUGUGUCUGUGUGCAUGUUGUGCAUGUGUGACUGUGCAUGUGUUCUAUUUAUCCAUGUGGGAAAGGAUUGGAAAUGUAAGCUUUUAUUUAUUAUCUUGGAAUGUGAUGUAAUGAGCAGCCACACUUAGGGGAGGGGAGGUAGGUAAGCUGUAACCGAUGCUCCAGUUGCCUUAAACUAUGCACAAAGCUAAGUGACCAAACUUCUUGUUUCGAUUUGAAAAAAGUACAUUGUUUUCUUGUCUCCCCCCUCCCCAUCCCCCACCUUUUGAUGAACCGAUACCCUUUGAUGGGCCUUUUGAUGUGAACAGAUGUUUUCUAGGACAAAAUCUAAGGACUAAUUUUAAACUUAAAACAUUCCACUUUUGUAAUUUGUUUUAAAUUGUUUUAUGUAUAGUAAGCACAACUGUAAUCUAGUUUUAAGAGAAACCAGUGCUUUCCUUUAGUUCAAUUGUAUUUCCCUUGUUACUGUAAAAGACUGUUUAUUAAUUAUGUUUACAGUUUGUUGCAACAGCCAUUUUCUUGGGAGAAAGCUUGAGUGUAAAGCCAUUUGUAAAAGGCUUU